Molecule: messenger RNA, 895 nt
Organism: Mercenaria mercenaria
Lineage: Eukaryota; Metazoa; Mollusca; Bivalvia; Venerida; Veneridae
Product: sushi, von Willebrand factor type A, EGF and pentraxin domain-containing protein 1-like
Exons: 5
Coding region: 98-895 (265 amino acids)
Source: RefSeq, a predicted model, not a curated record
AGCAGAAAGGGGUUUGUGUCAUAUAGGAAUAGUAGAGACGCCGACUAAAUACUGACUGUAAAUUAAUAAUAAUUAAAUAGACGUCAGAUUGUAAAUUAUGUCAGGAAUAUUUCCAAAACUGUUUGUUAUAAUGUUGUGUGUAGUACUUAGUGAUUGUGGCGAUACUUGCACCAAAAACUCAUGUAAGACUUUUCAGAUAAGUAAGAAAAAUCUGAAUAAAAGAUUAAUUGGACAUGCAAUUCUAGAACCGGAGGUGAAUGACCUUCACGACUGCGCGAGACAUUGCUUCUAUUACAAACUUUGUAAAUCAUUCGACUUUCAUAGAAAGGAGCGUUCUUGCAAACUGAAUAACGUGACCGGGGAUUCUCCAGGAGCGGUCUUUAAAGACAAAGCAGGUGCCAUAUUCUCAGAUAUAGGAGAGUGGCCAAAGAAUAUGGCAGGCAAGUGUGGAAAUCGACCAUGCUUUGAAAACCAAAGAUGCGUUCAUGAUAAGAACAAUCAUCUAUGCAUAGACAUCACUUGCGGAGGACACCCUAUUGUGCAAAAUGGGUGGACAAAGCUUAACCCUUCUGACAAAUACAACGACAGUGCAUCCGUAUACUGUCAUAAAGGCUUCCAUACAGAUCAGAAAUCUGUCAAAUGCCAGCUAAACGGAAAGUGGGAGAAUACCAUUUGCGAAAAGAAAGAAUGUGGAAACGUACCAACAAUAGAAAAUGGCGAGAUAGUACUCAGGUACCCUGGCAAGACUUUGUACCAAGACCUUGCUUCUGUGAACUGUGAUGCAGGUUACAAGCCUAAUAAAACAAUUAUCCAUUGUCAGCUAUCCGAGAAAUGGGAACCAGCAUCAUGCGUGAAAAUAGCUGAAUCGUUCAGGCUUCCCCACCACGGCAAGUAA